Molecule: messenger RNA, 288 nt
Organism: Naegleria fowleri
Lineage: Eukaryota; Heterolobosea; Eutetramitea; Acrasida; Naegleriidae
Exons: 1
Coding region: 1-288 (95 amino acids)
Source: RefSeq, a predicted model, not a curated record
AUGCAGACUGUGUUGUGUAAUCAAAAAGAAGUUGAAGAACGACACAAGUACAUUGAAUCAAAAGAUGAUGAGGAGGACAAUCAAGACGACCAUGAUGACGAUGAUGAAGAUGAUGAGGAUGAAGAGAAUGAUGACGAGACUCAAGAAUCAUCUUGUAGUACUGUGGAAAAGAAAACUUUCAACUCUUUGGAAGACUUGUCUAAUGGACAAGAUUUUUCUCCAGAAACAAACCUAUUAACAUCAUUACGGUUUAUGCUUCAUCUGAUGGUGAAGAUGAUGAUGAAAUAA